Molecule: messenger RNA, 1062 nt
Organism: Diaporthe batatas
Lineage: Eukaryota; Fungi; Ascomycota; Sordariomycetes; Diaporthales; Diaporthaceae
Exons: 3
Coding region: 1-1062 (353 amino acids)
Source: RefSeq, a predicted model, not a curated record
AUGGAUAGCGUUCCUGCGGAAACAGGCAGCAGUAACCCAUUCAUUUGGCUGUCCACUCUCAUAAUGGCCUUGGACCUCAAUUUUCUCAUCACAUUUUUCUACAACCAGUUCCGGCGCCUUCCGAAACCAGAAAAGAGUUUCACCGGGCAGACAAUCAUCGUCACAGGCGCAAAUGUCGGGCUAGGCCUCGAAGCAGCGCGGCAUUUCGCCCGGCUUGAUGCAGCUCGGGUGAUCCUGGCAUGUCGCGAUACCGAGAAGGGCGAACGCGCCAGGGCCGACAUUGAGCGUUCGACCGGGCGGGGCGAUGUCGUGGAGGUCUGGGCCGUGGACCUUUGCAGCUUCGAGAGCGUCAAGCAAUUCUGCCACCGUGCGGACCAGCUGCAGCGCCUGGACGUGGUCGUGGAAAAUGCGUCGGUGGCCUUCGUCGGCCCACUUGGGAAGCUGGCGGAGGGGUUUGAAAGCACCAUCACGGUGAAUGUGCUUGCUACUUUCCUCAUGGCGUUGCUGCUUCUGCCGACACUGAGGCGGACCGCGACCAAGUUCAAUGUCCAACCCAAUUUGGUGAUUGUGUCGUCGGAUGCACAUUUCGCGGCAGGGUUCAGGGAAAGAACAGCUUCGACAAUAUUUGAUGCCUUCAGGUCAGACUCGGUGGAACCUGACAGAUAUCAGACCUCCAAGCUUCUGCAGGUCUUCUUGACCCGGCAGCUCGCACAGGAGAUGUCGAAACCCACCAGUAGCAGCAACGGCAAGGUCAUCCUGAACACCCUGAACCCAGGUUUCUGCCGGACAGCACUGUUCCGUGACAACAAGUUCCCUGCGUCCAUGUUCUUGAUGUUCACGAGCCAGCUCCUCGGCCGGUCUGCCGAGGUGGGCUCGAGGGUUAUCGUGGACGCUGCCGCGGCGGGGCCGGAAACGCACGGCAAGUGGCUGGACACGUUGGAAAUCAGAGAGCCCAGUGCUUAUGUGCGUGGCGAGGAGGGACAGGAGAUGCAGCGACGGCUUUAUGACGAGCUGGUGGAAAUCCUCGACCGAGUUGAGCCCAACGUAGCGAGCAAGAUCUAA